AUGAAGUCCAAACAAGUCUUAUUCAUCGCCCUUAGCUUAAUUCUGUUGGAAGCCCUUGUACCCUUUAAAGUGGAGUCCUUUAAAGUCGAUCUGGAUAAGCUUGGGGAAUGCACGGAAGUGGCACUUCAAGUAGUCUCCACCUUGGCCUUAAGAGCAAUACCGUGUAUGAAGAAAAUGGCAAUUUGUGCAAAUUUUAAGCCCCUAAAGACCAAUAAUCUUGAUGUUACGGCGGUGGCGCUUUUGGGCUAUCAAUACAUGCAAAAGGUCGUAAGUAAUCAGCGAUGCCUACUACAAUCCUUCAAGGAUGCGCACAACGCUGUAGCGCCACAAAUCAACAAGAUUAUUAGAAUGAAUUGUGUACCAUUUUCAUUUUAAAACAAAACAAAAUCGAUAUCUUCAAGUACCAUUGCUUAAAUCAAUAAUAUAUUUAAGAAAAGGUAAAAACA
This is a messenger RNA of Drosophila takahashii, 446 nucleotides long. It is a transcript of the gene Acp53C14c, whose product is annotated as Accessory gland protein 53C14c. Lineage: Eukaryota; Metazoa; Arthropoda; Insecta; Diptera; Drosophilidae. The record is from RefSeq and is a predicted model, not a curated record.